Penicillium pulvis is the source of this 4215-nucleotide messenger RNA. RefSeq lists its product as uncharacterized. Bases 1 to 4215 code for a protein of 1404 amino acids. Gene Ontology annotation, cellular component: catalytic step 2 spliceosome. The record is from RefSeq and is a predicted model, not a curated record. NCBI's taxonomy places the organism in Eukaryota, Fungi, Ascomycota, Eurotiomycetes, Eurotiales, Aspergillaceae. Gene Ontology annotation, molecular function: helicase activity; mRNA binding. The transcript is spliced from 4 exons. Gene Ontology annotation, biological process: mRNA splicing, via spliceosome.
AUGGCGCAGAGUCUCGAAUCCAGACCGACGGUGGUGGACUUUCGCGAGGAUAGCCCGUGGGUGAAGUUGGCCAAGGCUCACUGGUUGAAUGCGAAGGUCCGCAAGGCCAAACCCGAUGUGAUCAAACAGCAAUUGUGGGAUCCGCUAGAAGCAGAGGGUUUCAACACUCGCUCUCUUCUAAUCCUAGAGAAUCUGAAUGUUCUAGAGAAGUUCCUUUGGCCGACCUACACUGAAGAUGCUUCCAAUCACCACGUCCUUCUGAUCACACUUAUCGUCAGCGUGAAAUAUCGCGAACACCUGCCUAUCUGGGACAUUUUCUCCGACCGCAGCGAUGACUUCUCAAGCCUCUUCCAUCGGAUUCUUUCCAUGAGCAUCGACCCUUCACUACCAACUCAUUCGCGCAUGUCCAUUAUCUCCUUCAUCAUCGGUGCUUUCCAGUCCCUCGAGAACGUCCUGAUCCGAAAGGAAUGCGCCCCGCUUGUUUCCAUCUCUAUCUGGCACAACUUGGCCAGCGACGAUGCCAGAGAUCGGGUUAUUGCCAAAUCUCCUGCUUUGAAAAAGGCAUGGAAGGCCGCAGGAAAGCGAUACGACGCGGGUGAUGAGGCUACCAAGGCCAAGAGCCGAUUCGAACGGUCUUGGCUGUAUACUAUGCUGCUAGAUUUCCUGCAGAAAUUGAACGGCCCAGAGAAGCAACAGACAGAGAAUUUGCUGUAUUGUGAGCGAUUUUUGGAGCUGCUUGUAGACCUUUUGAGCCAGCUGCCUACCCGGCGCUAUGCCAAUACGCUUCUCAAGGACCUCAAUCUUCUACCUGUCAUUCGCUUGUCGCAAUUGUACCGCACACCAGAGAAUGCCCUUUUCCGCGAUCUCUACGAGCUUCUCAAGCAUUUCAUCAAUUUUGCCAUUGAUGAUUACUCAGGAGAUGCUUUAUCCCCCCAGGCAGUGUAUGAUUUGCACUGCAAGGAGCUUGCUCAUCUGCAGAGAACCUCUAUGAAAUUUUUCAAAGAUAAGCUGAUGAUUCUCGCGCUCUCUAACUUGGGAUCAAUUGAUAAGCGGAUUGAGCUCGAAGGGCAGCUAUCCUCUUUGGACGAGUUAGAGCUGCAGAGCCUGUGCUCUCAUUUGGGAUUCCGGACAAUCUACCCCAAAUCAUCCAACAUCAUCUCAGAUCGCCAGCUAUGCUCGGAAGUCCUCCUCUCUUUCUAUGAGCGCAAGCUGUCCUUCCAGGAAGUUGCAGCCCAGUUGAGUGUGAUUCCCACCGAAAAGAGCCUCUACGACCCCGCGUUGUUGAGAAAUGAGACCUACGAUGGAUCCAGGCCCCUGGCGAUUCCAAAGUUGAAUCUACAAUACCUGAGCACCGGAGACUUCCUUUGGCGAUCCUUCCUUCUGUAUAGGUCCGAGGCUUUCUUCCAGAUUCGCAAGGACAUGGAAGCUCUUGUCAAGCGUAUGCAACCCCGAGCGAACCGUAAUGGAGGCUUGAGCUUUGAGGGAUUCUCACGUAUGGCAAUCCCUAUCUCUAAGCCUGCUAUUAUCGAAGUUGCUCCUGCAAAGGUGGGUUCACCAAACCCGGCCUUCGUUCGUGCAGAGAUCGCAAUUGAAGUGGGCAGACUGGCAGACAACGUCCGUAAGGAAUGGGAAUCCCUCCGCCCAGAUGACGUUGUCUACAUGUUGGCUGUUCAAUCCUCAUCACCAAUUCAGACGGGAACCCGAGAUGAUACUGCCGCGGAAGGACCAUGCAUGACUCACCUCCGUACAGCGGAAAUCGUGCAAGUUCUUGAUGAACAAGGCCGUCAGCUGCGACAGCCAGCUAGUGGCCAAACAAAUGGUUAUCAGUCUCGCCCGCGGGUCCGCAAACUUCUUGUUAAUCUAGACGCCGCGUCCUUCAAGGCCGACACAGAUCUCCAUGCUCAAGGGAAGCCGGAUAUUUAUUCUUUGAUCAAUGUGGUUGCGAGACGGAAGGGCAGAGAGAACAACUUCAAGUCAAUCUUGGAGACAAUGCAAAAGCUGAUUGUGUCUGAUAUGACACUCCCUCCGUGGCUUCAAGACAUCUUCCUCGGGUAUGGUGAUCCUGCAGGUGCUCAGUACACCCAGUUGCCUAAUCGUCUCCAAUCUGUUGAUUUCCGUGACACCUUCUUGGACUGGUCCCAUCUGGUGGAAAGCUUUCCCGGAAAGACAAUUGAACCAUCUGGAUCCGAAUCAGCCAGCUUCGGUCCUCCCUAUGUUCUUGAAUCCGUUGAGAAUGAGCCUACAGAAGCUUCCGCCCCGGCGAAGAAACGUCGUCGAGACCAGGCCGGACAAGCAGAGCAGGGCCCCAGUACCAUACGUGUCUCAUCAUACAAGCUGCCGAACCCUGGUCCCUACCCUGUUGAUGCUCCUAAGCACAAUACGGUGAGAUUCACACCUGCCCAGGUUGAAGCCAUCGCGUCCGGUACUCAGCCAGGCCUUACUGUCAUUGUUGGCCCACCUGGAACCGGUAAAACCGACGUUGCUACCCAAAUUAUCAAUAACCUCUACCACAAUUUCCCCACAGAGCGCACGCUCCUUGUUGCACACAGCAAUCAGGCGCUCAACCAGCUUUUCCAAAAGAUUGUUGCUCUAGAUAUUGACGAGCGUCAUCUUUUGCGACUGGGCCAUGGUGAGGAAGAGCUUGAUACUGAUUCCAACUACAGCAAACAUGGUAGAGUUGAAUCGUUCCUUGAUAACCGCACCAAUUACUUGUCAGAAGUCAUGCGACUGGCGGCAUCGAUUAGAGCUGAAGGGGCUCACGGGAACUCUUGUGAGACCGCGGGCUACUUCAACAUGGUCUAUGUUCAACCAGCAUGGGCCAAGUUCUGGGAUAGAGCCAACUCCGAAGAAAUUUCCACUGAGGAUAUUGUCGCCUCAUUCCCAUUCCAUGAUUAUUUCUCGAAUGCACCUCAGCCUCUGUUUGAGGCAGAUGCCUCGAAAGAGACAAUACUGGAUGUUGCCUCAGGGUGUCAAAGACACAUUGAUCGGAUCUUCACCGAGCUCGAAGAUAUUCGACCCUUCGAGAUUUUGCGACAACCUCGGGAUAAAGCUAAUUACCUUCUAUUGAAAGAGGCCCGGGUGGUUGCAAUGACAUCGACACACGCAGCAAUGCGCCGACAGGAAAUUGCGGACUUGGGUUUCCACUAUGAUAACGUGGUCAUGGAAGAGGCGGCUCAGAUUACCGAAGUGGAGAGUUUCAUCCCCACCGCUCUUCAAAACAUGAAGAACGGCGAACUGCCUCUUAAGCGUGUUGUUCUCUGUGGAGAUCAUUUCCAGAAUUCUCCAAUCAUCCAGAAUAUGGCCUUCCGACAGUACGCGCACUUCGAGCAGAGUCUGUUUCUCCGCCUGGCCCGACUAGGUGUGCCCGUGAUAACUCUGGACAAGCAAGGCAGAUCCCGGCCAAGUAUUGCAGAGCUCUUCCGCUGGCGCUACCAAGAGUUGGGCGAUCUCCCAUCGGUGGAAACCCUGCCGGAAUUCCAGCAGGCGAACGCUGGCUUCCAAUUCGAUUAUCAGUUCAUCAAUGUUCCUGAUUAUCAAGGCACUGGCGAACGCGAGCCGACUCCUUACUUCAUUCAGAAUCUGGGCGAAGCAGAGUAUGCGGUGGCUUUGUACCAGUAUAUGCGUCUGCUGGGUUACCCAGCCACGAAGAUCUCGAUUUUGGCUACGUAUGCUGGACAAACGGCUUUGAUCCGGGAUGUAUUGAAUCACCGCUGUGCUAAGAACCCACUGUUUGGUCUUCCCAAGAUUGUGACAACUGUGGAUCGGUACCAAGGAGAACAGAAUGAUUACGUCAUCCUUUCGCUGACUCGCACCCGCACUGUUGGAUACUUGCGCGAUGUCCGCCGUCUGACCGUGGCCCUGUCACGUGCUCGGCUGGGUCUAUACAUUCUUGGUCGCCGAGAGGUCUUUGAAUCCUGCUACGAGCUUAAGCCUGCAUUUGAUCGUCUUUUGCAACGCCCCGACAAGUUGAUGCUUGCUCCGGGUGAGAUGUUCCCAACCACUCGAGCGCUGGACGCUGACGUCGCGGGCACCCCUAUGGAAGGAGUCGAACAUCUCGGUCAGUAUGUGUUCGAGAUGACGCAAGCCAAGGUUAAGGCUAUGGGUGAUGGAGAGAUGAUCAUUGAUGAUGCUGCCCCUAAUGGUGAGGAAGGUCUUCUAGACGAAGAUGAGGAUAUGAUGGGUGCCGAUGAAGACGAGGAUGCAGAUAUUGUAUGA